CUCAAACGGGCCAUAAUUCGUUAGCAGAUAGCUCAUGGGCCGGAAGUCUGCACGUAGGAAGGCGUGACCGAAAAGUUUGAGCCGACGGAAAAUUCUCCUCCAUUUUGUUCAAAGGCUUCUAGCCCAGAUUGUUUCCUGCAGAAGCAAAUCAAACUAAAUUUCCGCUUGUGCGCUCAUUUUUUCACCGAUCGCCGGUGGGCUGUAACUGAUUCCGGCAAUGGCGAUGUUAGUAAUCGGCCGCCGUCUAACGAGUCGGCCUCAGGCGGCGUCGUACGUCUCGGCGAGCUUCAGAUGGUACUCAACGUCGUUUAGAGAAGAAAGAGAUACCUUCGGCCCCAUUCAGGUUCCAUCUGAUAGAUUAUGGGGUGCUCAAACACAAAGAUCCUUGCAGAACUUUGAAAUUGGUGGAGACCGGGAAAGGAUGCCUGAGCCGAUUAUCCGUGCCUUUGGGAUUCUUAAGAAAUGUGCUGCAAAGGUCAACAUGGAAUAUGGACUUGAUCCCUCCAUAGGCAAAGCAAUUAUGCAAGCUGCACAGGAAGUUGCUGAGGGAAAAUUAAACGACCAUUUCCCUUUGGUUGUUUGGCAAACUGGUAGCGGCACUCAGAGUAACAUGAAUGCCAAUGAGGUUAUUGCAAAUAGAGCAGCUGAAAUUCUUGGGCACAAGCGUGGUGAUAAGUUUGUUCAUCCAAAUGAUCAUGUGAACAGAUCUCAAUCUUCGAACGACACAUUUCCAACUGUAAUGCACAUAGCAGCAGCAAUGGAAAUCAAUUCAGGAUUAAUACCAAAACUGAAACAGUUGCACUCAACACUUACUUCAAAGUCUGUCGAAUUCAAAGACAUCGUAAAAAUUGGCCGUACUCACACACAAGAUGCUACGCCACUGACACUUGGACAAGAAUUUAGUGGCUAUACAACACAGGUGAAGUACGGUAUUGAUCGAGUCUCAUGCACCCUGCCCCGCAUGUAUCAGCUGGCACAGGGGGGUACUGCUGUAGGAACUGGUUUGAACACAAAGAAAGGGUUCGACGUUAAGAUUGCUGCAGCAGUAGCUGAGGAAACUAAUUUGCCAUUUGCGACCGCCGAAAACAAAUUUGAGGCACUGGCUGCCCAUGAUGCUUUUGUUGAAACAAGUGGAGCCUUAAAUACAAUUGCUACGUCUCUUAUGAAGAUAGCAAAUGACAUACGUUUCUUAGGAAGUGGUCCACGAUGUGGCCUAGGAGAACUCAUACUUCCUGAAAAUGAGCCUGGCAGCAGUAUAAUGCCGGGCAAGGUGAACCCUACGCAGUGUGAGGCUCUCACGAUGGUUUGUGCUCAGGUAAUUGGCAAUCAUGUUGCGAUUACAGUGGGGGGAUCAAAUGGCCAUUUCGAGCUGAAUGUAUUUAAGCCUGUCAUUGCGAGUAAUCUAUUACAAUCAUUGAGAUUGCUUGGCGAUGCAUCUGCUUCCUUCGAAAAGAAUUGUGUCAGGGGAAUUCAGGCCAACAGGGAAAGAAUCGCUAAAUUGUUGCAUGAGUCCCUCAUGCUUGUUACAUCUUUGAAUCCAAAAAUCGGAUAUGAUAACGCUGCAUUAGUUGCCAAGACAGCUCACAAGGAAGGAAGUACCUUAAAGAAUGCUGCCUUAAAACUAGGUGUGCUCGAUUCCGACGAAUUCGAUCAGCUUGUGGUGCCGGAAAAGAUGAUCGGCCCUUCCGACUAAUAUCUUUUGAAGUGAUAUUUUGAAAUUUUUGUCGGUCUCUUUUCGUUUGGCAGACAAUUAUUCUUGAGGUUUUUUUCUCUGCUGUGGUUUUGUGUGGGAAAAAGGCCUCCCCAUUUUGCAGGAAAUAAAAUAUGCUGCAAACAAUAAGAUUUUUAUUUUGCUUGCCAUAUAAUUAAUCUUAUGGGGACGAUGCAAUUCAUUCCUGCCAAAAAAUUGUCAAACUGAAAACCCAUUAAAGGAAAGAAAACAAGUGAUAAUUUAUCAUUUGUGAUUCAUGUUAUGAAAGUGUUUCUCAUUUGUGAUUCAUGUUAUGUACUUAUGUAAAUCUCAUAGUUGUGACCUCAAAAGGUUAGCAAGACCUCAAAAGAGAACAAUAAAUUAGAGAAACUUACGACUAUCUUAAGUUCUUGUUAUAAAGAGGCUUCGUCACAUGAUCGUCUACUACAUUUUUUCGCGACAUCACGAUAAGAAAGAAGUAGCUCGAAACUUAGUAAAUUUAUGCACAUCCGCACCGGAAUACGAGUAAUACGCGGGCUCUUCAAAACCCUUGCUUCCACAUCACCACCACCGGCGACACAACUUGCCGCUGUCCGUCCGACCAAGUUAUUUUCCCGGCCUCCGUGACCGUGUUCCCAGGCCUCACUUCCAUCUUCGCCGCUUUUAUCCUCACCGUGUAGCUUAACUUUUCACUCUUUCCUUUAAAUUCCAUUUUCAUCGGGGCUACCGUUAAGCUCACCCCUUUCGGAUUAGUUAUGGUCACGCCGUAACUAGCCGGCCCUUCCCCAACAUGUGUAACAGUCCUCUCAACCGCAAUCUCGAGAUCCUUCCCCGACUUGGUUGCCUCGAAAUCAACCGCGAUGGCCGGGUAGUUGAGUUGCCACGGUUUUGGUUUGAUCUUCGUGCAACCGACCGUCCGCCUAGCCACCUGUCGUAUUUCGCGACGGGUGAAAUUCGAAGCGCAAAGGAAGUUUAAGUACUCGUCGGCACUAAUGUCGUAGACCAAACCCGGAUCGACAGCUUUCUCCGGGUCCACGUGGCCGGCACCCAUAUCCCAAACCGUGGAAUCAUUGUAAGACUUCUCGUCGAGUAUCGGCCGACCUCUCGAGUCGUGGCUAUAAGCCGUGGUCAUCAUGGCCGACCGGAUCAUGGCCGGGGACCAAUCGGGAUGGGCGCCCUUAAGGAGGGCAGCCACACCCGAGGCAUGCGGGCAAGACAUGGACGUGCCCGAGGCCACGUUGAACUCCGUGCGCCGCGCGUCGGAGGAUAAGUCCGACGGCGACACGCUGGGGGGCCACGCGGCAAGGAUGUUCACGCCCGGAGCUAUCAAGUCGGGCUUCAAGACGUACGGUGACUCCAAGCUCGGGCCUCGGGCCGAAAACGAGGCCAACACCGGGGCAGGCGUGACCCCGACCUCCGUGCCGCGGAACACAAUCGUGGCCCUCGGGUUCGGGUUCGAAUCGGUGUACUCUCGGAGCGUACGUCCCGCGGACUCGGUCACAGCUAGGCCCGGGAUCACGUGUGAGUCAGCCACGAGCCCUUCCCCGAUGGGUGCCACGUUGGCAACCACCACACCCGACCCGCGGGCCUUCCGGACGACCUCCCCCUUGGCGGCCCGCGAGUUUCCGCCGCGGUCACAAAUUACAAUUUUACCCUCCACGAGCUUCUCGUCGAGCGAGCCCGCCAGGCAUGUGGCGGCCGUGAACCCACCCGACCGCCGCCCGCUGGCGGCGGCGGCGGAGGCGUUGCGCCCAUGUAUCAAGGGCAAAAAGGUCUUUUCGGGCAACGGAGGCCCGCUAUAGAGCGACGCGCCUUCGAGCACCCGACCGUCCGCGAGCACGAGGUCGGCCGGGAACUUCCGAUCGAUCGUGCCGGCACCCACCGUCGUCAUCCACGGCGCCACGUUGGUCACCGUCCCUUUCGUGGGCCCCUCGUUUCCGGCCGACGCCGAGACGAAAACGCCCCUCUCAGCCGCGCCGAAAGCCCCGAUCGCGAUCGGGUCCAAAUUGUGCGGCACGGCCCCUCCGCCGAUCGAUAUCGAGAUUACGUUCACCCCGUCCUCGGCCGCCUUGUCGAAGGCCGAGAGUAUGUCGGAGUCCGUGCACCCGUUUUUCCAACACACCUUGUAAACGGCGAUUCGUGCCUUGGGGGCGAUCCCGACCGCCACGCCGGCCGCGUAACCGAAAAGGGACGCGUUCCGUACGGCUCGACCGGCGGCGGUGGAGGCCGUGUGGGUCCCGUGUCCGUCGGAGUCCCUCGCCGACCGAAACUCCUCCGACGAGUUGAUCGGGCCCUUACGGGCCUCGUAGCCCGCGGAGAAGAAUCGGGCCCCGACGAUCUUCUUGUUGCAGUGGGAUUUGUCGAAACGGUCACCCUCCGUGCACUCGCCCCGCCACCCGGGAGGAAUCGGGCCGAGGCCCGAGUCGUCGAAGCUGGGCCUCUCGGGCCAGAUGCCCGUGUCGAAUAUCCCGAUUACGACAUUGGAGCCCGAGUCGGACUCGGAGAGCAAACGGCCCGUUGGGUUUUUGUCCGACGAAAGGCCCAUGAAAGCAGGGGAACGGGUUAUGUGGAGCUGGUUGAGGCGGUCGGGUAGGACCGCAAGGACACCGGGUCGGGUCCCGAGCUGUCGGGCCUCUUGUUGAGUGAGUUUUGCGGAAAAGCCGUGAAAGACCGUUUUAUAUACGUGGAGAAAUUCGCGGGUCGGUCGGGAGGGAUUCGGGUUUUCGGAGGUUAGAGAGUCUGAGUCGAGGCUGUGGAGAGUGGCUUUGUACCACUCUUCGACAUCGGAGAAACUCGAAGGCUUCAAGUCGUUUUCGACACGGACGAUAUAAGCUCGAGAAUCGUCGAAAUCGACGAUUUCGGAGAAAACCAGUGAGGAAGAAAAGGGAAUGAUAAGGAAAAACAGAGAAGAGAUGAAAGGAGCCAUUUUUGGAUUUUCAGGGGAGUUUUUAAGUGCUUUUGGUGUGAGAAAAUGUGGUUGUUAGCUGGGGAUUUUAUAGGGACUUUUUGCAAAAGGAAUAUGGAGAAGGAGACAAAGAUGGUUAGUGUAAAAAGGUUGAAAAUUUUCAAACGUAUAUUGUGCUUGAAAUGUGACUAUGUGAGUGUGCAAGAGUUUCACGAGAUGGGCAGAGUAAUAUAGUGAGG
This is a messenger RNA of Striga asiatica, 4834 nucleotides long. The record is from the annotation of a GenBank genome assembly. Lineage: Eukaryota; Viridiplantae; Streptophyta; Magnoliopsida; Lamiales; Orobanchaceae.